Entelurus aequoreus (snake pipefish) is the source of this 2843-nucleotide messenger RNA. Its product is annotated as zinc finger protein 239-like. The coding region runs from base 146 to 1579 and encodes 477 amino acids. The transcript is spliced from 2 exons. The record is from RefSeq and is a predicted model, not a curated record. NCBI's taxonomy places the organism in Eukaryota, Metazoa, Chordata, Actinopteri, Syngnathiformes, Syngnathidae.
CCAAUGCUGCGUCUACUAAUAAGAUGUGUAUGGUUAGAUGCGUUUGACUUAGCUUAGCUUGCUAGCCGCUAACAAAAGAGACAAGGCGGAAGUAGGCCACACAUCGCUCAGCGGAUACACGUCUAAUUGUCGUGAUUGUGCCAAAAUGCGUACAGUCCAAAUGCUGAGAGCGUUGGUGAAUCAGCGACUAAAUGCAGCGGUUGAAGAAAUAUUUGUGGUGUUCGAAAGAACGAUAGCGGACUACGAGGAAGAGAAGCAGCGACAACGUCGACUACUGGACGCUGUCUUCAAGCGGCCUCGACUUCUGUUACACAGAGCAGACAUCUGUGGAGAACAUUCUCUCCCUGAGCAGCAGGAGUGGACCUUCACGGAGGCAUCACUACCACCCCACAUUGAAGAGGAGGAGCCAUACCCUACACGUUUUAUAGAGGAGAAGGACCCGCGGUACCCUCCGUUUAAAGGAAACAAGGCACAACAGUCCCCCCGAAUUAAAAGGGAAGAGGAACAGCCCCCCCAACAUAUAGAGGAAGAGAAGCAACAGCAUUAUCACUUUAAAACAGAAGAAGAGGAGCCACAGUCAACCCAAAUUAAAGCGGACGAGUCACAGUCCCCUGACAUUGAGGAAGUUGAAGCGCCAGAGUUCCCCCAAAUUAAAGAGGAAGAUGAGGAGCCACAGCCUCCUCAAUUUGUAGAGCAAGAGCAACAGCUCCCUCACUUUAAAACAGAAGAAGAGGAGCCACAGUCAACCCAAAUUAAAGCGGAUGAGUCACAAUCCCCUCACAUUGAGGAAGAUGGGGCGCCACAGUCCUCUUCAUUAAAAAGGAAGAGGGGGCAGAGCCCCCACACAUUAAAACAUAAGAGAAUGAGCCAAGGCACCAGCAUAUUAAAGAGGAAGAGGAGGAGCCACAAAAGUGAAAGUGAAGCAAAGAGAGAGGCGGAGCCUCCAAGCAGCAGCUCAACUCAACACAUGACAACAGAAGCUGAUGGAGACCACUGUGGAGGAUCACAAGCAGACAAGAUCUUAGCUCCACUAUCAGAUAGUGACGACACAACGUCUCACUCUCCUGACACUGAUGAUGAAGACUCUAAAGAUGAUAAGACAUGUCACACUGACAACACACACUUGACAUGUUCUCACUGUGACAAAACGUUUAAUUACCGUAGUAAUCUGAAUGUACACAUGAGAACACAUACUGGAGAAAAACCCUUUUCCUGUUCAGUCUGUGGUAAAGGUUUUGCACGGAAUGAUAAUCUGAAAAUGCAUACAAGAAUGCACUCUGGAGAAAAAUCAUUUUCCUGUUCAGUCUGUGGUAAAGGUUUUGCACAAAACAUUCAUCUGAAAAUACAUACGAGAAUGCACACUGGAGAAAAACCCUUUUCCUGUUCUUUCUGUGGUAAAGGUUUUGCACAUAAUAGUAAUCUGAAAAGACACACAAGAAUGCACACUGGAGAAAACCCCUUUUUAUGUUCAGUCUGUGGUAAAAGUUUUGCACGAAAUUGUGGUCUGAAAAUGCAUACAAAAAUGCACACUGGAGAAAAACCCUUUUCCUGUUCAGUCUGGGGUAAAGAUUUUGCAUGAAAUAGUGAUCUGAAAAAACAUGCAGGGAUGCACACGGUGAAAAACCCUAUUCCUGUCUUGCCUGUAGUAAAGGUUUUGCACAACAAAGUCAUCUGAAAAUAAACACAGGAGUGCACACUGGAGAAAAAACAUGUUUCCUGUCCAGUCUGUAGUAAAGGUUUUAUACAAAGUAAGACUUUUAAAGUACACUGGAGACUGGAGGUUUCAUAGACAGUUUAAAUUUGAAAAGACACAUGAAAAGACACACACACUCAAGAGAAACCAUUUAGUUUCAGUGUGUGUGUGUGUGAGAGAUGAAAGAUUCCCUAAUAAGUACCAGUGUAAGACACACAAGUGUGCGGGUGAGAACAACAGCUGCAAAUGAAGACGCAGGAUGUUUUGUCAUUGUUCUGUGUGUUACAAGCUUGACAAAUUGCUUCUAACUUUUAUGUUCCAACACAUUAACCCUUGCAUGCUAAGAUCAUUUUUGAACUGUUAGCGAUCUACAGCGUUCAUUUUUGUUUGGUAAAUCACAGACAAUGAGAGAUUAUCAUCACACUUCAACAUCUCUAACAUGUAAAUGCUUCCUCUUUCCUAGAUCAGCAUUGUAAAUGUAAAUAUGGUCUUAAUUGUUUUACCCUGGAUAAAUACAUGUUAAAUAAAUACAUGUAAACUAGGAAGUAAAUGUUUAUAUACUACAUUACCCAGAAAGGUUAGUGCUGUAGACCGGGACAGGAAGUAGGUUUGAGUUAUGUUGGAGGACAUUUGUGCCGUUUUGCUCAAUAAAGAGUUGAUAUAUUGUUACAUGUUGUUGUUCCUGCUUUGUCUACACAAGAAACACAUUUGGAUAGGACAGCUGCUUGAGCGUCGCUCUGAGACAAAUUUGAUUGAUCUGUGAAUCGAGACAUUGUGAAAUCCCAGAGGGCCUGAAUGAUGAACUCGUUGACCUGAGACCGAAGCGGGAUUGGAAAAUGUAAUUUGUUUCUCGUGCCAGCAGGGCUCUCAGUAUAACAAACCAUCUCCCUAAUGAUGAAUAACGUAGAUGCAUUUUUAACGGCUUAAGCUACGGGACAUUUAAAAAAUAAUAUUACUAAAGGGCUGUCAAAAUUAAUGAGUUAAUUUGUGUGAUUGAUCACAAAAAAUGAUGGCAUUAAUCAUGAAGACACUUUAUUCAGGCAAUUUAUUUUGAGUGUACAAACUCUUUUACCUUACGGGCUCUGCGGUCAGUCAUCAGAUCAAUAAUACGUCAGUACAAAAAUGAGUGAGGAGACUCCCGACUGGUGGU